Peniophora sp. CBMAI 1063 is the source of this 1650-nucleotide messenger RNA. Lineage: Eukaryota; Fungi; Basidiomycota; Agaricomycetes; Russulales; Peniophoraceae. The record is from the annotation of a GenBank genome assembly.
AUGACUCCUAACCGACAGUCCUCGUCGAAACAGCACCCUGCACAAACACAGCCCCAGCGAAUCGUAAAGGUCGCCGUGGUCGGUUCGGGACUUGCCGGGCUGACCGCGUCUUACUUGCUCGCCACCCUCAACACACGCUGCGACGUCGAAUAUCCUGGAGGGAACGAUGUCGAGUUUGAAGUGCAUGUCUUCGAGCAGGCAUCGUCGCUGGGCAUGGAUUCGCACUCGGUGUCGUUCACCCGAGGCGGCGAGGAGUGGCGCGUGGACGUACCGAUGCGAUCAUUCCAAGGCGGCUAUUACCCCCAACUCAUAGCGCUCUACGCCCAUCUCGGUGUACGCACGCGACAAACGGACUUCUCAUACUCCUUCUCCACGCUAUCCACUACUGCGGGUGCCGAGAAGGGUCUGAAGCCCGAAUACAAUCCACACUUCAUAUACGAUGGUGCGAGCGGUCGGCAAGGGCUCUCGAUCCCCACCGCCGAUGUCCGUCAUGCGCAAGGCUUCGGCCGCCUAUUCGCGUGGAUCUCAUCCAUCCUGCAUACGCUACUCAUCCUCGGUCUCUUCCUCCGCUUCCUCGUACUCAGCGCACCCUUCCUACGACCCGCGCCAUCUGUGACCUGGGAGGAAUGGGCUGCACAGAGUGCACCUCGCGGACCCUUGGCUCGCUGGACUGGCCUCACUCGCGCGUGGGAUGAGUUCUUGGCGCAUCUUUGCAUCCCGAUAUUCUCUGCAGUGUGCACUGCGAGCGCGGACGAUGUGAGAAUGCAUCCAGCAGAGGAGUUCCUAGAAUUCAAUUGGAAGACCUUUGGCACGCACCAUUACGUCGUCGCAGACGGCGUCAGGGAUGUCGUUGCACGCUUGAGUGCACCUCUUGAGUUGAAGAAUGUCCACCUGGACUCGCCCGUCACGUCGCUGAAGCCUGACGAGCACGGCGAUGGACUUGUGGACAUUCAAUGUGGCCAAUCCGUGUAUCGCGGCUUCGCUCAUGUUAUCCUCGCAACACCGGCAAAUCGCGCGGCUCCUUUGGUCCAGACCUACGCCGAGCAACUCGCUCGGAUACGUUCGACAUCCGCGAGGCGUACAACAGAAUUCGCAGCAUGCCUCAGCCGUGUAGCGUAUCGCGAGAGUAUCGUGGUUAACCAUACAGAUCCUGCUUUCCUACCCAACGAUGCACAAGACAGGCGAGAUCUCAACAUGGUCACUGUAGCACCAGAAGCACGGCACACCUUCAGCGAGAAACACAGUCCGCUUGUUGUCGCGCCAUCCUAUACCAUGACAACACAUCGCCUUCCACGCCCGGAAGGCCGACGAACCUCGCCUACGUCCGUGGAUGAGGCUAUCUACCAGACCACGAACCCCGUCAUACCGCCAUCCCCAGAUCGCGUUUUAUCCGUAUCACGCUUGGAGCGAGCUUUGUUGACGGUUGACGGCAAAGCCGCUGUACGUGAACUCUAUGGCCCGAUGGGUUUACAAGGAUCCGCACGACGAGAGCUGGGCGUAGGAGCAGCCGGUAUCUGGGCUGUAGGAGCGUAUGCUGCCGGAGGCAUACCGUUAUUGGAGGGCUGUGUGGAGAGUGCACUGGCCGUCACCGUCGGCGAGAACGGUAUCUUCGCGGCGGAAGGAGGCAUGGUGCAUGGGACUCUCUGGUAG